CCUCACAUUGCUGCGUCCCGUCAGCACGCUUCAGCCCGUACCUCAUGGCUCCCGUACCGCACGCCCUAGCACUGCUGCUCGGCGCGCUGCUCGCCCUGGCCCCGAGGAGCGCCCUGGGUCGCUUCGGUGACCGGGUGACGGACGUGGUGGACGACGACAGGUUCGAGGUGAUGGGCCAGGCGUACGUGCAGACCUUCACCGUCACUAACGACGUGGUGGAACUGGAAGUCGUGGUCGAGGACACGGUGGAUGUGUACGAGUUCUGGUUGGUGGAUUUCCAGCCUUACGAGUUCAGCCCUAACGGCACGUUGUUUAACAAGAACACGGGAGAGAUGGAGCGACAGUACACCUCGCCGUGUGCCAGCUCAUUCUGGCGACUGGACCUGUUCAGCCCCACAUACGGUUAUCCAUUUCCCUUCACGGACGCAGGAAGCUUCGUACCGACCAACGGCAGUGAAGAAGGCGGCGUGCCACCCAAGCUGCUGUACAACUACUACUUCAAGAGUCCUCCCUACAACAUCACGGACAACAGGGGCGAGCGGGUGGAGCGCACUACCAACAGGAUGCUGUUCCAAGGAUCGUCCUACCGCCUGUUUAACUGUACUGACACGAGCGGCGGCACGGUGUGGCGCUACACCAACCAGACGGAAACGGUGGAGUUCCGCUCAACCGUCUACUUCACCAACAUCCGACCCAUCGAAGUAGCAGACCUCACCAAGGGCCACUCGUACGUCCAGUCCCACGCGGAGCUGAUCUACCGGAUCUCGCGGAUCGCCCUGGUGAACGUGGUGGUCAGCAGCUCGGCGCUGGUCAAGCCGCUGCUGAAUUACGUCAUCAUCUCCCCUGGUUACGAACCGGACGGCACGCCGGCCACGGACCUCGCUACGGUCGAGAUACAGUUCACGACGUCCACACAGUCCCCUUCCGGAGAACGGAACCACUACAUCCACUCGGGCACUUCCCUAAACUACACGGCGGACUACGUCAGUCUGCACGACCUGGACACCGUCACGUCCUACCCCACCACCACGCCGCCUUGUGUCAUCACCAACGGGGCCAUCAACCUGUGUACCCAGACCUGGACGUUCAUUGUUGUUCUGAAGAUCACACCGCGGAACGUGGACGACGGUCUCCCCGUAGACGCCUCAGGAGUGUUCACGUUCCGGUUCGUGACGGAGCGGUGUAACGACACGACUGCUGACGAGUCUUCUGCAAACUGCACCAUCGUGGACAACAUCAACCCUUCUGUCAUAUCCAUGAACAUCACUAUUCAGACGGUUGUGGACCUGUCCGACGAGGACCGGGACAACCCCUGGCUGGUCGUGUCUAAGCUGUCGGGCGCGGAUAACCUGGACCUGCGCGGAGGGUUCGCGGCCGGCCGCAGGGGGGUCAACCACCUAGAGGACAUCCGCAUGGAAGUCAAGUUCUAUCCGGAGUUUCUGUGGGACUACUUCACCCUGGACCUGAAACUGUUCAUGGUCUGCAUUGGAGACCAGACCAGCCAUCCUACAGGUUGUCUGGCGGUUACUAAGGACAACCGCUACAUCGCCCACCUGGAGGAUGACUUUAAGUACCAGUACGUAGACACGGGUGGCGUUACUCAACAUCUCAACAUCAGCGACAUCCAUGUGAAGAAGUCUGGUGAACUCACCUCUAGUGAAGAGGUGGAAGAAGAGGAUGCCGAGUGGGAUCCUGCUAACCCCCAACAGAGCCUCAACACCCACGGGUACAACACCACCCACCACGUGUACUACAUGGAGUUUACCAACACGGCACUGUCAUCCGAGAGGAACUCUUACACCAUCACAACAGUGUACCGACUGAUCGAGAGGCCGGGUAGGAAGAGGAGAGAGGUGACAGAUGUUACUGACGUUAUCCUGAACAGUCAUGUGGUCAAGCGGGACAUCAUCAGCAGUGCACAGCUGCCACAAGGAAACCACAUCGCGUUUGAGUUCCUGGGGUGUCCGGACGGAUCUGACUACAACAAAGACUCUCGCCACUGUGAAUGCACGACCCAUGACCACCUGUACAGUAAGGACACCUUCCAGUGUGAACCCAUCGACGUGAAAUCUGAUGACCGUACUCCGACUAAGGACAGUGGAGCAGCUGUUGUCAUCGCCAAUAUGUCUCUGAUAGGUUCCCUUGUUGUUAUAUGCAUUCUGGGUCUUUAUGAAGGGUGAUCCUACAAGUUUUUGGAACUCGUAAAAUGCGUCAGAAUCUGUCAAUGUAUGUAAACUGUAGUUCUGAAACAAGAAAGGAUAGCAUAACAAGUUCUUUAAAAAAUAUUCGUGGUGAAUACAAAGUGCAAUCCAGCUUUCUGGUAAUCGUGAAAUGUAUAAGAAAGUGUCUAUUAUGUGCCUUGAAAAACUAUACAAAAAUAUUUAAACCUUUAGAAUGAAAUAUUAUAUUUCUGAUGAUGAAUGAAAUAUAUUGAUGAUGUAUCAAACGUGUCCAGGACAUGAUUUUUGCAAAAGAAAAA
This is a messenger RNA of Branchiostoma belcheri (Belcher's lancelet), 2479 nucleotides long. RefSeq lists its product as uncharacterized. The record is from RefSeq and is a predicted model, not a curated record. The transcript is spliced from 15 exons. The coding region runs from base 45 to 2180 and encodes 711 amino acids. Lineage: Eukaryota; Metazoa; Chordata; Leptocardii; Amphioxiformes; Branchiostomatidae.